AUGCGCUUCUUCCUGCUAACGCUGGCCGUUUACUUUGUGCCAAGUCUAUUCUUCGUUGUCUCAGCACAAAUCCCGCACACCCCACGCGAAGCCUUCAAUGGCCUCAUCACUAACAGAGAUGAGCCUCCUCCCAGCAGCACCACGCAAGCCAUUGAUGACAGCACGACGACAAGUGCAAUUAGCCAUGCGACAGAUGUGGCAAGUAACGCGACGAGGACGACCAAUGCCACCAUUCCAGCCUCCACAACUCUUACCUCGUUAAACUCAUCUGUGACAAACGAUGACAACAAGGCGCCCACCAAUCCGAAUGAUCUUCCAUUGCAACCCGAAGUCACCCCGGCUCUGGGUAUCGGUGGCUUUAUCCUUCUUGCUGCCGGAGCUGUCCUCGCAUUGAUUGGGAUUCAAAAUCUUUGGAUUCAAGUCUUCUUAUCCACGGCAUUCUUGACCAGUCUUGGUGUUACUGUCCUCAUUGUCUACGUGAUGAGUCCGCCAGUGCGAGUCGCCGUCCAGGGCGCAUACCUGGUCGCUAUCGUCUUUACCGGCGCAACCUUUGGGGCGCUAGCUAUCGUCUUCAAGGAGCUGACGGAGGGUCUUGGCUGCCUUUUAGGUGGCUUCUGCACUAGUAUGUGGCUUCUCUCGCUGAAGUCGGGAGGCCUCCUGACGGACACCAACGCCAAGAGCGGAUUUAUCGGGGCCAUGUCGGCUGCCUUCUACGCGAUGUCCUUCAGUCAAUACACCCGUCCGUACGGGUUGAUGGCAUCUACAGGGAUAUCCGGCGGUACCGCCGUGGCGCUAGGGAUUGAUUGCUUUAGCCGCGCGGGAUUGAAGGAGUUUUGGCUCUACAUCUGGGAUCUCAACAGCGACAUCUUCCCGUUAGGCACCAGCACCUACCCGGUCACGCGCAACAUCCGCGUUGAACUCGCCGUCACCGUCAUUGUCGCCAUUUUGGGUGUAGUCUCCCAGCUUCGACUGUGGAAAGUGGUCCGCGAACGUCGCCAGAAGGAGAAAGAAAAGCGCGAUCAGGAGCGACAGCACCACGAACAGGCCGAGGCCGAGGUUGGCCGCCGACUAGAAGAGGAUAAUAUGCAGGAGCGGAAGGAGUGGGAGGCCACGUACGGGGAAGGCUCUCCGUUGUCAAGCACCCCUGAGCUAUCUGGGGACUCCAAGCGGCCAAUCGACGAGAUGGAUGCCAUGGAGAAGGGCGAUGCCAUCGAGGUCCGAAGUAUCUCGGAGUCGUCUUACAGCUCAUAUCGAUGCUCAGACUGCAGGGAGCGCGGCGAGGAUAGCGAUACCGAUUCCCAUACGUCGGACGCUAGCGCAGGCAGUCGGGAUGGACAGCCAGAGGGCGCGGGUGGAGAUAGCGGUGCCGUGACGCUCAAGGUGUUCGAUGGCGCGGCCGCGGCCCGCAUGAAGGAUGAUAGAAGCUCCGAUGUCACUGCUCUUAUUGGGUCAGAGGCGGGAUCGGUGCGCUCGAGACGGAUGUCGAGGGCUUCGUUGGUGGAAAAGGCCGAGGAAGCUGGUGGUAAUGGACUUCUUCACUCGGAGUCGAAGGAGGCGCUUGUUUCGGUUGAUGGUACUGCUCCAUCUUCUAAUGAUAUCCCGGAUUUUGGCAGCGAUCGGGCUGCCGAGGAGAGUCAAACUACACCCGCGGGAGAUGAGGAUGAUGAUGAUGAUGCUAAAGACAGCACAAAACCGGAGAACAAGGAGCCUACCGAAGCCGAAGAGUCUGACGGCAAUGCUUUACAGGAUGAGAAAGGAAAAGACAAACCUGUGGAGGUCAAGCACGAACCGCAGGCAAUUGAGACAGUACCAAAGAUUGAGUCCUCAAAUGAGCAGGGUGAUCAACCCGAGCACAAGGAUGACCAGAAGCAGCCGCCAGCGGCCACGACCGAAACAACGGAAGAGAAGCCACAGGAUAUUGUAUCAGAGACACAUCCGGAGGCAGAGCAAGGUGAAAAGAGCCCUCCUUCAGGACAGAGUAUAGAGGCCAUUGCCGAGCAAAAGCAGGUACUUGACAAACAUCAGCAGAAACCAGCAAACGAGGGGAAAGAGGGCAAAGAGACCGAAACGUCUAUAGCCUCUCAACCAAAAGCAGAGAACACAAAGCGCAAAAGGGGGAAGAAGUCAUCAAAGAAAAAGUCGAAGGCGUCACAAAAACAGCAAUCUUACGCGGCCCUUCCAACGGAGGAGAACAGGCCCGAACGACCUCUUACAAAUGACAAGGAAGGAGCUCCUGGAAGCGCAUUAGAUCAGCCACACCAAUCAACAUCGGACAAGAAUGAGACCCCGGGCACUAACCACAGCAAAAGCGCGGCAUCAACUCGUCCUAACGAGACCGAAUCGAAACCUAAGAAAGAAGAGCCCGUGGAACCUUCGGAACCUCCUAAGCUCGAUGAGAAAACUGUGAAACACCUGCCAAAGCAGACAUCCAAAGUGGUUCAAUCCUAUCGCACUAAUGAGUGGGCAAAACACCUCGCUGAUGCAGAAUUGCCCGAGCUCGAACCGAUCAAGCCUAUGGAAGAGGAGGAGCCCGAAGUUGUCCCCGAAGUAGAGGAAGUCGCAGCACCGGUCAACGUGGAGGAGCUAUUGCAGACGCCGCUGAAUGCUCAGCCGCCUCCGGCUGUAGAACGCAAGGUCAAAGACCUAUCCAGAUCUAAGAGUCACCGAAUUUCAGGGGACCCAUAUCUGCACCAGGGUCUUCAUCCAAGCCGGUCCAAGAAGAAGCCAUCGCCUCCUCCAACAGAUCCGUUGCAGCUGGGCAAUGCUGUCGGGGCGGAACAGCCCAGAGACGAGCCUGAGCCUCCUAAGCCACGGUGGAGAGGACCGCCUCCGCUCAUAGCCGUGCGGGAGGACAUUAUGCGCAACCGCUUGUCGUCCUUCUCGCUGAACUUUGAUCCCUUCUCGCGGAACGGCUCCGGCUCCUGGCAAGCGCCGCUCGAUAGCCAACCGCCACGGUACUCGUUCGCCGGCCCCAACCUCGAAGAGACGGACGACAACAUGCCACUGUCUCAGCGCCGCACAUUGCUGCACCAGCAGACAAUUCAAAGCCCACCGCAAGCACAUAUCCCCAGCCCACCAGCAGUACCCAGAAGACACCCCAGCAAUGGCCAAUCCUCCAGCAACAUGCCGGCUGCGAUGGCGGCCUGGCGCGAAUCGAUCUUGGAGGAUCUGAGGGACAAACGGGACCCCCUCGCAAAACAGCCGGAUGGGCCCGUAGGCAUGGCCACGGGAGUCGAUCGCAGCCCGCCCCCCUACGUCCAGUCGCUGCAGCGGCACAGUUCGUUGGUCCACCACCGCCACACCGCUGCCGCUGCAGGGGAAGGCCCGCCGCGCGGCGGCGACAUGAGUGAGUUGCAUCGGGAGGCCAUGCGGCGGAUGCAGGCCAAGGCCAACCGGAAGGCAAGCGGGGGGUUGUGACGGGCCGCGCUGCCGUUGGUGGUCUUGUUGUUUUCGAGGUCAUUGCGCACCAUCCCCCGCUACGGUCGACGCCUGUUCUAUUGACUUAUGUUUCUCUGUAACUUCUGCACAUCCGGGAUAUAGAUUUAGAUUAUAGAUCCGAGGGCUUGUCUGCAGAUGACUUUGACUG
Molecule: messenger RNA, 3586 nt
Organism: Aspergillus brunneoviolaceus CBS 621.78
Lineage: Eukaryota; Fungi; Ascomycota; Eurotiomycetes; Eurotiales; Aspergillaceae
Exons: 5
Coding region: 1-3417 (1138 amino acids)
Source: RefSeq, a predicted model, not a curated record